AUGAUUAUGGAAAUAACUGCGCUCAGAGCCCAGCUCGCUGACUUGGAGGAUGAAAAUGCUGGUCUCAGAGAGAAGAUUAGAAAAGAAGUACGGGAUGAAUAUGAAUCAUUAGUGCGGAACCUAUUUGGGACGUGUGUCCAUCUAAAAGGAAAGUUGGACAUCUAUCGACUUAGCAUUGAGCAACGAGUACUUGAAAUCAUCAGUGAAGUGAGAAGGGAAGGAGCAGACAAUAUGAUUGAUCUGAAGAAAAAGUUUGGCUCCCCUGAAACUAAUGAUGACUUGGAAGAACACUUGUCUAAAGAAGCUCUUCAAAACAAAAAAGAGUGUCUUAAUGCAAAGAUGAUGGCAGAACAAGAGGUGACUUCAUUGCAGGGUCAGCUCACGUCUGCAAGGAAAGCUCUUGAAAAAUCUCAAGCAGAAAAUAACAAGCUAAAGGAACAGCUGCAUAAGCAGAAACAAAUACUGUUGGAAAUGGAACAUCAGAAGACACAAGAAGCCAGGAAAAGGCAAAUUCUCACUGUGGUGAAAGCUCAAAACACAGAGAAGGUGCUUGAAGAGAAAGAGCAGAAACUGAAAUGCCAAGUGAAGGAAGCUGAAAAGCCUUGUAAAACAGGACUACUUCAACAAAAAAGGGCCAAAACAGCUAUGCAGCAGACAAGAAGCCAGUUAACCCGAGAGUACAGCUUAAACCUGGAGGCCUUCCAGAACAUUGAUGAACUGCCACGUCAAGUUUAUGACCUGGAAGCUGCAGUUUCCCAGAGGAACAUGACUGCAGGUAAAGACAGAUUGUGUGUUGCAACCUGCUUUCUCGGGACAGUAAGUCUUAUGGGCUAUGUGCCACCUUCCUGGAUCCCUCCUUAACCUUUGAACCAAUUGGCAACUUCAGCCAAGUAUGAAAGAGACGCCCUACUCCAUAACUAAAGUGUAUGGGUGGAAGAGAAAGGCCUAAUCUUGAGGAAAAGCCAGAACUCAAAAGCCACAUGCCUUUUUUCACUACAGCUGCUCAAGCAGCACAAGAAACACUGAGUCCCACAUUAAUAGCUUUCAACCACAGCUCACGUCAUCUUUUGCACUGUAAGAAUAUCAUGGGAAAUCUGAGUGGGGCUACAUUCAGGGGAGGAGGCAGUUAGGAAACCAAGGAUCUCAAGUGGUAGGAAAUUGGCUUCAUUAGUGGCCCUGGUCUUCUAACAGCUUGCUUACACAUCAUGAGGGGCAGCCAAACUGGUAAUUCAAGGAGAUGCAUGACUAUGAUUUUAAGUAUCUUUAGAGGAGCUCAAAACAGCAGUGAGAAUUUUCCAGAUCUUAACUGACUUAGUUUGGAACUCAAAGCUUUACCAGAAAUUGUUCUUCUCUGCUGUUUCUUUUCUUCUUUGGUUUUGUUUUUUUACAGUGCUUACAUAAUUCAAGUACCUUAGAACAGUGAUUAAGGAUUUUUAUUCCUACCUGCCUGAACUGGCUGCUUUUCUCCAUGGUAGCAAAAUCCUACUGGCCCUUCAGUCUGACAGAUUCAUGCAGAUGGGCAAUCCCUAAAUUCCACACCAAAUAAAUAAAUAAGAAAAACAACAACAAGCUUUCAAAGUGAAUUUCUAUGCUACGAAGAAUAUAAAGUACCACAAAUUUAGUUAUUGUUUCCUUCUGCAGGAAGGGAAGAUGUUAGUUAUUCCUGUCUGAGAAAACUGAGAAAUGCUCCUUAUCACACUGCUAAAGACACUAUAUGAACCAAUUCUGCAGAAAUAAAGCACAGGGAGGUAUCACUAAUUAACACACACAUAUAUGUAUGUGGUUUCUAUGUAAAAAUUUGUCUUUUGUGUUAAUCUGAGUAAUACAGUUCUAUUCCUUUGCUAUUGAGUAACACUAACCUUCCUCAGUCCUACAGCAUUUGCAAUGGCUCUUUUUGAUUGAAAAGGCAAAGUUUUUUUUUUUGUUUGUUUAAAUGGGGCAAAUCGCCUCUAGGAACUGCCUGUAUAGACCCCAAGCUGUACACAGAUACCAGCCAGAGUUAGUUCAUGUUAGGCAUAACAGAAACCACAGUAUUUGACUCAGGGUUCUUCUUAUAGUGGCUGAAGGGGUAGCAUUAAGUGGCGGCACCUCUGCUUUUGAAAAGCCUAAAAGGAUAAAGAUGAGAAUUUGCCAGGGAACGUAUUAUAAACUAUUCCACUCCUGCAUCUUUUCAUCCUAGCUUUGAACAAUACCACAAAAGCCAGAGUUGCAAGGAGAGUAGAUGCACAUGAUGAGGCAGCAAGAAUUUUCUGCUUCACUAACCCAUCUCCUACUGGGGGUAGGAGUGCUCAUACUCUCAUUACUAUGAAAGAGAAGGGCUUCGGGUGAGCUGACACACAAAAACACUGCAAAUAAUUUUUGUUCUGUGAAUAUCAUAUACAAACCACUUUUUCCAGACUAAGAAGCAU
This is a messenger RNA of Phasianus colchicus (ring-necked pheasant), 2408 nucleotides long. The record is from RefSeq and is a predicted model, not a curated record. NCBI's taxonomy places the organism in Eukaryota, Metazoa, Chordata, Aves, Galliformes, Phasianidae.